AAUGGCGUCUCUCUCGUGGGCUAUGUUAGCCUUAACCCAAACCCAAUCAACCCAAAUGGACAUGGUGGAGUUCUGGUCGAGAUCAGAGCGAACCGGGUGGUUAAUAAAACAGGGAGAGCACAUCAAGACAUGGAGACGCCAGUGGGUCGUUCUGAAACGAGGGAAGCUCUUCUGGUUCAAAGACUCCACCGUGACACCUGUGUCUAAGCCACGUGGCGCUAUCCCGGUUGCCUCUUGCUUGACAGUUAAAGGAGCCGAGGAUGUGCUUCAUAGACAGUACGCUUUUGAGUUCUCUACAAGGAACGACACCAUGUAUUUUAUUGCAGAUUCUGAGAAGGAAAAGGAGGAUUGGAUUAAUUCGAUCGGAUGGUCUAUAGUUCAGCACUCGAAAUCCGUCACUGAUUCUAAGAUCGUUGAUUACGAUGGUAAAACAUGAUUAUGGUUAUGAUUAUAUAUACAUAUAUGCUUACGUGUUACAAUUUUGAUUUUUUUUUGGUAUGCAAGAAUUCUUGAUUAAGGGGUGAUAAUCAUAUCUUUAUUAAUUGGUUGAUUGCGUAAUUUAUGGUAAAUGUUAAUUAAGUUUGGGAUUU
Messenger RNA from Populus euphratica (Euphrates poplar), 590 nucleotides. RefSeq names its product pleckstrin homology domain-containing protein 1-like. The record is from RefSeq and is a predicted model, not a curated record. The transcript has a single exon. NCBI's taxonomy places the organism in Eukaryota, Viridiplantae, Streptophyta, Magnoliopsida, Malpighiales, Salicaceae. The coding region runs from base 2 to 436 and encodes 144 amino acids.